This is a messenger RNA of Ananas comosus (pineapple), 437 nucleotides long. RefSeq names its product major pollen allergen Ole e 10-like. NCBI's taxonomy places the organism in Eukaryota, Viridiplantae, Streptophyta, Magnoliopsida, Poales, Bromeliaceae. The transcript has 4 exons. Bases 1 to 360 code for a protein of 119 amino acids. The record is from RefSeq and is a predicted model, not a curated record.
AUGGCUUCUACCCAUGUUAUUUUUCUCUCCUUCCUCCACUUUCUAUUGCUUCUCUCCUACCUCAAUCAUGGUGAAUGCAGUGGGCUAACUAGUUGCCAGAAAACAUGGUGUGUAGCAAAGGCUUCAGCUGAGGAUAGAGAUCUGGACGACAUAAUCCGGUUCGCGUGCAGUGAAACCAACUGCGACCCGAUCCAAGCCGAUGGACCGUGUUUCGACCCGAACACCCGAAUUUCACACGCUUCAGUGGCCAUGAAUCUCUACUACCAAUCUAGAGGAAGGAACCUUUGGAACUGCUACUUCAAUGGUUCUGGGCUUAUUGUACUCACUGACCCAAGUUAUGGAAGCUGCAAGUAUGCUUAAGGAGCUGUGGAUUCUCCUAGAUGAGCAAGAACUUGAGUUUAAUCUCAUAUAUAUUAGCCUACUUGUUUAGUUUUUGU